AUCGCAGGUUAGCCUCCCAGCCCCGCCCCCAACUCUUGUAGUUUGUCAGAGGGGACGCUCUACAGCUCCUUUGCUUUCUGUGGUGGGUCGCUUGAAGGACUAUUAGACUAAACUUACUUUCCACAAUGGCAGCAAUACUCCGCUCCGUGCUGAAUAAGACACCUGCCGUGCAGCUGGGACGUAUGUGCUACUCGUCUGUGCCCACCACGAAGCUGUUCAUUGAUGGAAAGUUUGUAGAGUCCAACACGUCGGAAUGGCUUGACAUUCACAACCCUGCCACUAAUGAGGUGGUAGGCCGCGUUCCGAAAGCCACCCAGACAGAGAUGCUGGCCGCCGCCGAGUCAUGCUCCCGUGCGUUCAGCUCUUGGUCGGACACGUCCAUCCUCAGCCGCCAGCAGAUCUUCCUACGCUACCAGCAGCUAAUCAAAGACAACAUUAAAGAGCUAGCCAAGAUGAUCACACUGGAACAAGGAAAGACUCUGGCAGAUGCUGAAGGCGAUGUAUUCCGAGGACUGCAGGUGGUGGAGCACGCCUGCAGCAUCACAUCACUAAUGCUCGGCGAAACGCUGCCGUCCAUCACCAAGGAUAUGGACACAUACACCUACCGCCUGCCCAUCGGAGUGUGCGCCGGCAUCGCCCCCUUCAACUUCCCCGCCAUGAUCCCGCUGUGGAUGUUCCCCAUCGGCAUGGUUUGCGGCAACACCUACCUGAUGAAGCCGUCAGAGCGCGUGCCGGGAUGCACCAUGCUGCUGGCCAAAAUGCUGCAGGACUCCGGAGCGCCCGAUGGAACGCUGAAUAUUAUCCACGGGCAGCACGCAGCCGUCAACUUCAUCUGCGACCAUCCUGCCAUCAAAGCCAUUAGUUUCGUCGGGUCCAACCAGGCUGGAGAGUACAUUUAUGAGAGAGGAUCCAAAAACGGGAAGAGGGUGCAGUCCAAUAUGGGCGCCAAAAACCACGGUGUGGUGAUGCCCGACGCCAACAAGGAGAACACCAUCAACCAGCUGGUGGGUGCUGCUUUCGGAGCGGCCGGCCAGCGCUGCAUGGCGCUCUCCACCGCCAUCUUUGUGGGCGAGUCUCGCGAGUGGCUUCCAGAGCUAGUCGAGCGUUCCAAAUCACUACGCGUCAACGCAGGCGACCAGCCCGGCGCCGAUGUUGGCCCGCUCAUCUCACCCGAGGCCAAGGCCCGCGUGGAAUCUCUGAUCCAGAGCGGCGUCGCCGAGGGCGCCCAGCUGCUGCUGGACGGCAGGAAUGUCAACGUCAAAGGUUACGAAAACGGCAAUUUUGUGGGACCCACCAUCUUGGGAAACGUGACGCCGGACAUGACGUGCUACAAGGAGGAGAUUUUCGGGCCGGUGUUGGUGGUUCUGGAGGCUGACAACCUGGACGACGCCAUUGCCAUGAUCAACAACAACCCCUACGGAAACGGCACGGCAAUCUUCACCUCCAAUGGAGCCACGGCGCGUAAAUACACGCACGAAGUGGACGUUGGCCAGAUUGGCGUGAACGUUCCCAUUCCCGUCCCCUUGCCGAUGUUUUCCUUCACCGGUUCCAGAGGCUCUUUCAGGGGCGACACCAACUUCUACGGCAAACAGGGAAUCCAGUUCUACACGCAGAUCAAGACCGUGACGUCGCAGUGGAAAGCCGAGGACGCCACCCUCACGAGCCCGGCCGUCACCAUGCCGACUAUGGGACGCUAAACCUCCUGCCCCGCCUUCAGUGACUUUGACAUGUGCCUUAAGACAAAACAUGACAUGGGAAUGGAGGAUGGCUCUUUUUCAUUAAAUGUAGAAAAUUGAUUUGGUAGGUGGGUUUAGUCAAAGGCUGGCAAGCAAACAAGUCGAAAUCCACACGCCUCCUAUGGAGAAACUGUUGUCGGUUCUCAUUGAUGUUGUGCGAUGCGUGUAAUCCUUUCCUGAGUCUGUUUGCUUUCGUUCCUUUAAGCCCGCAGGAGCAAUCAUAUAUCAAGAUUAACCUCUGAGCAGUCAACAAGAUGUCUUCCACCGACAAGAGCUUCACUGCACAUAUGUCAAAACGCUAUAUAUACGUAGGUGUACGUGUUCUCACGCUAAAUGUGAUUACGCACUUUCGUCUGCGAUACAUCAGAAAUCCUGUAUAAGACACCGUGCUGUCUGCUCUGUGUCAGAUUUACAUUCAACGGCAAUAAAUUGCAGUGGUUUAUUCGUUUUUAUUG
Molecule: messenger RNA, 2191 nt
Organism: Corythoichthys intestinalis (scribbled pipefish)
Lineage: Eukaryota; Metazoa; Chordata; Actinopteri; Syngnathiformes; Syngnathidae
Product: methylmalonate-semialdehyde dehydrogenase [acylating], mitochondrial-like
Exons: 12
Coding region: 126-1697 (523 amino acids)
Biological process (GO): L-valine catabolic process; thymine catabolic process
Cellular component (GO): mitochondrion
Molecular function (GO): methylmalonate-semialdehyde dehydrogenase (acylating, NAD+) activity; malonate-semialdehyde dehydrogenase (acetylating, [NAD(P)+]) activity
Source: RefSeq, a predicted model, not a curated record